Molecule: messenger RNA, 2664 nt
Organism: Aspergillus versicolor CBS 583.65
Lineage: Eukaryota; Fungi; Ascomycota; Eurotiomycetes; Eurotiales; Aspergillaceae
Product: putative MFS monosaccharide transporter
Exons: 4
Coding region: 1-2664 (887 amino acids)
Biological process (GO): transmembrane transport
Molecular function (GO): transmembrane transporter activity
Source: RefSeq, a predicted model, not a curated record
AUGGAGGACCGCAGACCCGAGGUCCUCGUCGUCUCCAUCGUCUUCUUCGUCCUCGCCAGCAUCUUUGUCGCUCUCCGCUUCGUCUCGCGAAUAUGGAUUGUCCGGAAGGUCACACUGCACGACUACUUGAUGCUUCUGGCCUGGGCCAUUGAUUUUGGGUUCUCUUUCGCUUUAUUUUAUGCCACCGGGAAAGGCCUUGGUCUCCAUGAUUCCGAUAUCCCUCCCGACCAGCGGGCUAGCCUCAGCCGCGCCAACUAUGCCUUUACCGUCCUUUAUUCCUCUAUCCUCGUCUUCUACCUCACCCUCACCCAAGGCGAAAAGAUCUUCCGCUACGCAAACUAUGCUACUCUGCUCGUUGUCAAUGUCGCCGGUCUAGCCCUGACCUUCGUCAAUAUCUUCCAAUGUCGACCCGUUUCAGCCGGAUUCGCCCCCGAGCUUCCCGUCGACGCGCAUUGCACCGAUAUCCUGACCCUAUACCUCUCCUCGUCCCCGGUUAAUAUUAUCACCGAUCUGGCGAUCCUGGUCCUUCCGAACCCCAUCCUGACGCAUAUGCGGCUUCCGCUGAAGCAGAAGAUUAUUCUGGUUAUUACAUUCAGUUUUGGUUUCUUCGUCGCUGUGGUGGAUGUUAUUCGCAUUGCAUACUUGCAAGAAGCUACUACCUCCCGGGAGCUUGCGCUUCGCCAGAUUCACCUCCAAAACUAUGGAGGGGGCGACUUUUCUUGGUAUGCGUCGCUUUCCUUCAUGUGGUCUGUCGUGGAGGUCAAUGUCUCGGUUAUGUGCGCCUGCGUCCCUAGCCUCAAACCAUUGGUCUCUAGGGUGGUUCCAAAAUUGAUCCGUGACUCGGAAGGAAGCACACAAACGAGCCCGUCCGACCCUCAGGUGCAGGCGCCUCCGCCGAUGCUAACAGCAGAAGCUGUUCUUAAUGACUCGGUGAACAUUAUGACUCUUCCGGAAAUGUCCACUGUCCCUACUGCGCUUACCGAUGCGGAAGCCAACACGACUACUCUUACGAGCACUUCCGAUCCGCGCAGCAUGACGUUCUUCGACUUCGUCAAUAUGAGAAAACCUGCGAAUAUGCUAGCAUUGAGCACCAAGGAGUCGAUAGCGCCUAUUGCCAUCACGACCGUUCUGUUUUUCCUCUGGGGGUUUUCGUACGGUCUCCUGGAUAUUCUCAAUGAGCAGUUUCAGGAGAUUGUGCGUUUGGAUGCCUGGCGGUCUCUCGGGCUUCACUGCACUUAUUUUGGGGGAUAUCUGGUCGCUCCAGCGCUGAUUGGGCGCAUAGUACUAAAACGUUGGGGUUUCAAGUCGACCUUCAUUACGGGCCUGUGUUUUUAUGCCUGUGGGUCGCUGAUAUUUUGGCCGUCCGCCGUGUUGACAUCGUAUUCGGCGUUCCUUGUGUCCAAUUUCAUUACCGGGUGCGGCCUUGCCAUCCUCGAGACAGCGGCAAAUCCGUUCAUUGCACUUUGUGGUCCGCUGGAGAACUCGGAAAUUCGAUUGAAUAUAUCCCAGGGAGUUCAGGCUAUUGGAAGUGUGCUAUCCCCACUGCUCGCCAAAAGAGUCCUAUUUCGCAGUGUGACCGAUGUUUCUUCGUUGGUCGACGUGCAGUGGACGUACCUUGGAAUCGCCUUGUUUGAUGUACUUUUAGCUCUCGCCUUUUACUAUCUACCGAUCCCCGAGGCGUCGGACGAGGACUUGGAGGAGCUGGCCAACCGCCGACGAGAGGACAACCGCGCCGCCCCGUUCGGAGUUCCAGUCGUUUGGAUGACGCUUGGUUUAGGCGUGUGGUCCCAGUUCUGUUACACGGCCGGCCAAGAGGUCUUCUCUACGAGCUUCGAAGCUCUGGUUGAAAAAGCCUAUCCCGAGCGGCGCCUCAGCGAUUUCACAUACCUAACAAUUGGCCGCUCCAUCUUUGCCGUCGGCCGCUUCCUCGCCGCCUUCCUCCAAUACUUCCUCAAACCGCGCUGGAUCCUUCUCCUUUCCUACGUCGGCUUGAUCGUCUUCGCUGCGCUCAGCAUGACAAUGACCGGUCCCGCCGCCAUCGCCAUGGGCAUGAUGAUCUUCCUCUUUGAAAGCGGCACAUUCAGCAUCAUAUUCGCCAUCGCUCUCCGCGGCACAGGCCGCCACACCAAAACCGCCGCAUCUCUCCUCACAAUCGCCAUCAGCGGCGGCGCCUUCCUCCCCUUCGCACGGUACGCCGCCGAACUCGCAAAAAACGGCGUCCCAGAAUCAUAUAGUGUCCUGGUUGCCCUUUUCGCAGCCGGCGCCAUAUUCCCUAUAUACCUGAACCUCGUCCCCGCGGCAAAGAAACAGGUCGAUCCUGUCCCAAACGAACAUCUGCGCCAUACCCGCCGCCGCCGGCGGCGGAGACGCGACGCAAAUUCAAACACAAACACAAACACAAACGCGCUCCCCCGCGAAAAGGCCAACCCCUCCCGGGGCGGCGUGUAUUCGCGACGACGAAGCGUCCUCGAUGGCCCGGAUCCGUUUCCAAGCGUCGACUUGUCGGGUCCGAACUCCGUGUCCUCGGUCUCGAGAUUGGACUCGGUUGCGGAACGGGAUGUGCCUGCGGAUGUGGAUUUGAAUGCACAUGCGGACACAGAUAUAGAUGUGCACCGCUCGCAGGCGAAGGGUAUAUCAUCCAGUAGCGAGAAUUCGCCUAUAUAA